Phytophthora sojae is the source of this 432-nucleotide messenger RNA. RefSeq lists its product as hypothetical. Gene Ontology annotation, molecular function: protein binding. The coding region runs from base 1 to 432 and encodes 143 amino acids. The record is from RefSeq and is a predicted model, not a curated record. The transcript is spliced from 4 exons. Lineage: Eukaryota; Oomycota; Peronosporomycetes; Peronosporales; Peronosporaceae.
AUGAGCGUGAACGUUUGGACGGCGGCGAGCGACGGCGACUUGGAGAGCGUCAAGGCGUUCCUGGCCAGCGGCGGCGAGGCUAAUGCUAAGGACGAGUACGGCUACACGCCGCUACAAGCGGCGGUGAGCUACAACCACAUGGAGCUCGUCGUGUUCCUGCUGGCGAGCGGCGCGGACGCCAAACUCGGGGACAACGAGAUGGACACGCCGCUGCACCGCUGCGAGACGGUCGAUUGCGCCAAGCUGCUGCUGGAGCACGGCGCCGACCUGAACGCGCGCAAUGCCGAGGGCCAGACGCCGUACGACGUUGCUAUUGAAGACGAGCACGAGGAGCUCAAGACGCUGUACGAGAACCUGGGCGCUGAGAAGUCGAGCAGUAUCCCUGAAGAGCAGCAAGAGGGCUUUCCCAACGGCGUUGACCUCGAAGGAUAG